Rhagoletis zephyria (snowberry fruit fly) is the source of this 2745-nucleotide messenger RNA. The record is from RefSeq and is a predicted model, not a curated record. NCBI's taxonomy places the organism in Eukaryota, Metazoa, Arthropoda, Insecta, Diptera, Tephritidae.
AUGAGCUCCCUAGCACGCAAGCAGUCGAUGCUCGGCUUCGAGCAGACCUUGAUGUACGGUCACUACAAGGAGGACCUGGCGGAGUUUGCCCGCAGCCACGCCGCCAAGCUGAGCCGGCUGAACAAGCGCGACGAACGCCGCAGUCGUCUGCCCGGUGGCAAGCUCUUUGUACCCCAGCUCACAGCCUGUUGUUCGGUAAUAUGGAAGUACACCUUUGCAAAGAUUGGCGAGGACUGGCUCUUCCUUGCGCUGAUGGGCAUCAUCAUGGCCAUUCUCAGCUUUGUCAUGGACUUUUUCAUUGUGCAGUGCCAAAAAUCCCGUAUGUGGCUGUACGCGGAGCUGCUGGGCAACAACCUUGCCCUCAAGUUUGUCGGCUGGUCAGUCAUUCCCAUGCUGCUAAUACUUUUCUCCGCCGGCUUUGCGCACAUUGUCUCGCCGCAGGCCAUCGGCUCUGGCAUUCCCGAAAUGAAGACGGUGCUGAGGGGGGUAAUCCUCCACGAGUACCUCACCUUUCGGACGCUGGUCGCCAAGGUGGUCGGUCUCACCUGUACCCUGGGCAGUGGCUUACCGCUGGGCAAGGAGGGCCCCUUUGUCCACGUCGCUUCGAUUGUGGCGACGCUGCUCUCCAAGCUGGUCACCUCCUUUCAGGGCAUCUACGACAACGAGUCGAGGACGGGCGAGAUGUUGGCGGCGGCCUGUGCAGUGGGCGUGGCCGCCACCUUCUACUCGCCCAUCGGCGGGGUGCUCUUCAGCAUCGAGGUCACCUCGGUGUUCUUUGCAGUGCGCAACUACUGGCGAGGCUUCUUCGCCGCCUGCUGCGGGGCCACCGUCUGGCGGCUCUUUGCCGUCUGGUUUAAGAAUGAGGAGGCCAUCACUGCUCUUUUUAAGACCAGUUUUCGCUCGGACUUUCCCUUUGACCCUCAAGAACUCUUUGUUUUCGCGCUGAUUGGCGUCCUCUGCGGUUUUGGCGGAGCCGGCUACGUCAAGUUUCACCGGCAAAUUGUGCACUUUUUUCGAAAUCACAAACGGCUAAACGCUUUUCUUCAGUCAAAUCGCUUCAUCUACCCCGGUCUAGUCACCUUCAUUCUCCUGAUUGUUUCCUUUCCGCCUUUUCUCGGAAAGUACAUGGCAGCUACGCUCUCAAACCACGACACCAUUGAAGACCUGUUCAGCAACGUCACUUGGGGCGCCAGCACCAACGAUUCGACGCGACUGAAGAUGGUGAAACACUGGUCCACUGAUCACACCUCCAUUUACGUCAACCUGACUAUUUAUGUGCUCAUGACGACUUGGAUGUCCUUGAUUGCGUCAACAAUUCCCGUGCCCAGCGGUACUUUUAUCCCGGUUUUUAAGAUUGGCGCCGCUUUUGGCCGACUAGUUGGCGAACUGAUGGUCCUCUUCUUCCCUUUGGGAGUUCCCUUUGGCGGCAGCACCAAUCCCAUUGUGCCGGGUGGCUAUGCGGUGGUGGGCGCCGCCGCCUUUGCCGGCGCCGUCACGCACACCAUCAGCGUCUCCGUGAUCGUCUUCGAACUGACCGGGCAGAUGACGCACAUCAUUCCGGUGAUAAUCUCUGUUCUGAUAGCGAACGCCAUCUCACAGACACUGGACCUGAACAUCUACGACUCGAUCAUUCAAAUUAAGAAGCUGCCCUUCCUUCCGCCCAUCCUCACCACCUCCUCCUCGGCGCACAACAUCUACGUGGAGGACAUCAUGGUGCGGGACGUCGUUUGCAUCUGGCGCAACUGCACCUACCGGGACGUGAAGGCCGUUCUGGCCGGCCACCCCACGCUGCAGUCAUUUCCGCUGGUGGACAAUGGCCUCAAUAUGAUCCUUCUCGGGUCGAUUCAGCGGGAUCAGCUGGCGCUGCUCAGUCACAGUCGCCUCUCCCGGGAGAGGAGGUUGCAGGAGGUGCGUCGGCGGUACUCAAUUCAGGAUGCACUCGCCCUCACGCCGCCUGAUCCCACGGAAAAUGGAGGCGGUCAGUCGAUUAAAAUGUCCACCGUCCACUACGAGUCACUGCCACGGGACAUCAACGCCCGAAAGAUGUCCCGCUUUGAGGUGACGCCCGUCGGCUUUGGAAAGCAGACGAUGUCUGCCGGAGGUGGAAUUGAGUCGGGAAGCGGCGUCAAGUCGCCCAAGUCUAUUCUCAAGCAGACAAUCUCCUUUACCUACUCGCCUAAUGCCACCGUCACGGCGCUUUCCGCUCAAGCUGACUCUCGUCUGCGUCAAGCAUUUGAGAACAUCUUCCUAAAGAGUUUAAAACUGCAAGACGCCAAUCCAGACAAGAACAAGCAGCAACCGGUGCAGACGCCGCCCUCCAGUUAUCACCGAAGAGUUCAGCUACCCCGUGAACGAGUAAUUGACAUGUCACCUGAAGAGCAGCUGGCCUGGGAGGAGGAGCAGCUCAACUCGAUGGUCGACUUCAACGAGUGCACAAUCGACCCGGCGCCCUUUCAGCUGGUCGAGCGGACGACACUCCUCAAAGUCCACUCCCUUUUCUCCAUGCUCGGCCUCAGCCACGCCUACGUCACCUCCAUCGGUCGACUGGUGGGCGUAGUGGCGCUCAAGGAUCUUCGAAUGGGCAUCGAGAAGAUGAACGCCGGUCUGCUGGCCCCCAAACACUCGCCCGACUCGACCUACAUUCACUCGCUGGACUGUGAUCCGCAGUACGAGGACACGCUCACCUCGCUGGCCACCAACGACUCGGAGAUCAACAGCAGCAAGGAGCACAGUGAUAAGGACUGA